AUUAAUCAUUUUCGUGGCUUCAUUUGAAAAUCGCUAUCUUCUGAUCGAGAGUUAUAUUCUAGAGGAUAUCGUCAUGUGUGAGACGGCGAACUGCACUGACGCAGAUGAACCCAUAGUGUACCAGAACUACUCAGAGAGAAUCAUCUACGCCACGGUCACCGGCUUGAUCUCCAUCUCUGGUGCCUUCGGGAACACCUUGGUCAUACUUGCGGUGUUCAUCAGCAAGAAACUACGGAACAAAACCAACACCUUCGUCGUCAACCUCGCCAUCGCAGACUUGAUAAGCUGCCUGAACCUUCCCUGGACAGCCCUGGCACUGCUUUGUGAGGACGAGUGGCCUUUGCCAGACUGGAUCUGCAUGUGGGAAGGUAUGAUCCUGAUGGUCAGCACCGGUUGUAGUCUGUACACUCUUGGUGGCAUCGCGCUAAGCCGGGCUUGCCUGAUUACAUUGCCGAACCAUCGGUACCAUGAGAUCCUGACCCCCAAAACUCUCUUUGGCCUCAUUAUGAUUUUCUGGUUGAUACCAGUGACGACAUCCAUCGUUCCGUACAUAGUUUCAGACAGCUUCUUCGGCUUCAAUGAGCGGUACAGCAUGUGCAUCUGGAACACUACGCAUCCCUUCUCGCCCUAUUACAACUUGAUACUUGCCAUUACCUUCUACCCCGUCCCACUCUUUAUCAUCUUCUUUAGCUAUUUCCGCAUCUGGCGCCAUGUUCGUACUAAUUCUCGUCGCAUGGCCCGGGUCACCACCAGGAUCGUCACGGUCUCUGGGCAGUUGGCCGGCCUGGCCAGGAAGAGCACAUUCAGCAAGAGGCAGAUGUCUGUCACGAAGAACCUCUUCAUCAUCAUCGUUGUCUUUCUCAUCUUGAUAUCACCCUACAGCAUCCAGUUGGUCAUACCAGGAGGCGAGAGAUUGGUUCCUGCCUUCGGGAUGAUCUUCCUGUUCAAUUCCUGUGUUAAUCCGUUCAUUUACGGAACGCGCCACCCUGACUUUAAGGUUGCCUUCAGAAGCAUCUUGCGAUGUCCCGUGAGGUCAAACCAGUUGAUGGAUUCGACAGCUUCGGCCGGUUUGCGUGUUCAGCCUUUGAUAAGGAGACCAGCCCAAAGAGAUACUGAAUUCAUUGCUCCGAAUUCGACAAGCUCUUCAGAAUCAUAGUAAUGAAGUUCGGUGGCCUCAAUGCAGGUGAUAUUGGAGACACGAAUUGCUAUGUCAUGCAAAUCAGAUUGACGAGGAAUAAUUAGUGGCAACUGCGUUAAACUGUGUUUAUUCACCCCACCCCAAUUGUCAUUCCGAUAAUUUUUUCAUCUGUAAUGAACUUAGAUGCCCUGGGCCAAGAAUUCAAUUUUGUAGUUCUCGUGAGUUUUGCAAAAACACGAAUCUCUUGGUCACAGAAUAGGCAACGGAUUGAGGGAUCUGGCGAAUGCACGAGUCCUAUGCUGUUAUACAUGUAUAUACCUUUCUGAGUUUCCUGAUUCCCCGCAAAAUGCAGAUCUAGAUAAUUGAGGAAAUAAUUAUAUUGGAUGUUUUCUUUCUUGUGCAAUAGUAGGCUUACUUAUCUCUUAUGAAUGUGUUAUUUGAUGAUUGAUGGAAAAAAAUGAAUGUUAGAAAAGUCGAAUUAUAUACAUGCGAUCCGCAUUUACCGAAUGGCUAUCCUGUGUUAGUUACAAAUGACUUUUGGAUGUGAAAUUAUAGAAGUGGGUUUUCAGUGUUAUCGUUCAUUUUCAGUCUGGUCUAGUCCUUUGAAUGAUAGUGUAGAAGUAACAA
This is a messenger RNA of Lytechinus variegatus (green sea urchin), 1765 nucleotides long. RefSeq names its product histamine H2 receptor-like. The transcript has a single exon. Gene Ontology annotation, cellular component: membrane. NCBI's taxonomy places the organism in Eukaryota, Metazoa, Echinodermata, Echinoidea, Temnopleuroida, Toxopneustidae. Gene Ontology annotation, biological process: G protein-coupled receptor signaling pathway. The record is from RefSeq and is a predicted model, not a curated record. The coding region runs from base 74 to 1156 and encodes 360 amino acids. Gene Ontology annotation, molecular function: G protein-coupled receptor activity.